CGUACACCACCCAAGAUUUACUUAAGAGAGUAUGUGUCGAGAGCUCACUAGCUAGCUAGAAACCUCCAACGAUAUACUGUAGUUGAGAUUGCCUAGCCUGCUUCUAUAAACUCUCCUGCCUGCUCCACUUGUGUUGGUGCCACCCAGAUCCGAAUUCCCAUCCAAACAUCUCGAAUCCUCCUCAACUUCCAUUAGCAGAAUGCUUGUAGCUCCUGGGCACUGCAGGUAACCAGUUUUUUUUUUUGGGAGUACGUAGCCGCUCCUGUAGAUACAAUGGAGUCCUCUCGUGGUGCUCCACCUUGCUCCGACGCAGGCGGCGGCGGCCUCGUCGACGGCAGCGGCGGCGCGCGUCUGUUCCCGUGCCUGUUCUGCAGUAAGACGUUCCUCAAGUCGCAGGCGCUGGGCGGGCACCAGAACGCGCACAAGAAGGAGCGCGUCGCCGGCAGCGGCAGCUGGAACCCCUGCGGCACCUCCUCCUACGCCGCCACGCUCGAGCUCGACGCGCUCGCGGCCGCCGGCAUCAGCGCGCUUCCGGCCACGUCGACGCUCAUGGAGGGCGCCCCGCACUGCGCCGGGGCUGGGGAGGCGUCUUUCAGGGCCGCCGCCGCCGCGGCGUCGCUGAGCUUGGAGCUUAAGAGGUGGACCGGUGGCCACGCGGCGCCAGCGGCCCUGCACGGCAGCGCCGGCCCGGUCGAUGAGACGCUCAACUGGACAAGGGGCACGCAGGCGUCCGCCGCGGCCCCCAAGGCGGCGACGGACGCCUCCGCCGCCGGUGUGGAGCCCGACCUCGAGCUGAGGCUGUAGCUAGCUCGGGGACGACGAGCGCGCGUACGUGCUGGAUCCAUGACCGUACCCUGUAAAUUGCUUCGCUUGCUUGCUUGGAAUUGGAAUAUGGUGUGUUCAUUUUACCUUACCAUUCAUAUGGACAGAUAUGGUGAUACAACUGCAUACUGCUAUUGAUAUGCUGACGAUGUUUGCGUCCGUCUCCCA
Panicum hallii is the source of this 990-nucleotide messenger RNA. RefSeq lists its product as uncharacterized. Lineage: Eukaryota; Viridiplantae; Streptophyta; Magnoliopsida; Poales; Poaceae. Bases 274 to 804 code for a protein of 176 amino acids. Gene Ontology annotation, molecular function: DNA-binding transcription factor activity. The record is from RefSeq and is a predicted model, not a curated record. The transcript has a single exon.